AUGUCGGUCGCAAGCAAGAACCUGUUCGAGCUCCUCGGCAACGAUGCCGAGGAUGACACCCCUCAGGCGCCCGUGAAGACGGUCGAUAAGUCCACCAUGCGUUCUACCAAGCGCAACGCCGAGCCUGAGGCCCCCUCGCGCGCCGCCGCUAACACCGGUGCUCGCCGCAACAACGCCUCUGGCAACGAGGCCGCUUUCCGUGACCGUGGUGCCGGCAGCGACCGCAACCGUGGUAAGACCACCGAGGAGUCUGCUAGAGGCGGCUCCCGUGGCGGCUACGGUGCCCGCGUCCGUGGAGGUCGCGGCGGCCGUUUCCCCCGUGAGCGCGACGACCGACACACCAAGGGCCAGGCCACCGGCGGUUCCGACAAGCAGGCUGCCCAGUCCUGGGGUGCUACUGAGGGUGAUGCCGAGCGCAAGGAUGAGCAGGCCGGCGAGGCCAUCGCUCAGGCCGAGGCGAAGGAUGCCGAGGCCGAGGCUGCCGCCCCCGUCGAGCCCGAGGAGCCCGAGGACAAGAACAUCUCCUACGCCGACUACCUCGCCCAGCAGGCCGAGAAGAAGCUCGCCCUUGACUCUGGCCUCGAGGUCCGCAAGGCCAACGAGGGCUCCAAGCUCAAGAAGGAGUGGGCCAACGUCAAGGAGGUCUCCCGCGACGAGGAGGACAACUUCAUGAUCGGCACCGGAGGCAAGACCAAGCGUGAGCGUGAGCGCAAGACCAAGCAGCUCCUGGAUAUUGACCAGCGCUACGUCGAGCCUGAGCGCCCCCGUGGCGGCCGUGGUGGUCCUCGCGGCGGUGCCCGCGGUGGUGCCCGUGGCGGCGACCGUGGCGAGCGCGGCGGCCAGCGUGGUGGUGCCCCCCGUGGUGCUCCCCGCGGCGGUGCUCCCCGUGGCGGUGCCCCCCGCGGCGGCUCUGCUGCCAUCAACACCAAGGACGAGUCUGCUUUCCCCAGCCUCGGCGGCAAAUAA
Messenger RNA from Colletotrichum siamense, 966 nucleotides. It is a transcript of the gene RGGB, whose product is annotated as RGG repeats nuclear RNA binding protein B. Gene Ontology annotation, cellular component: nucleus; cytoplasm. The record is from RefSeq and is a predicted model, not a curated record. The coding region runs from base 1 to 966 and encodes 321 amino acids. Gene Ontology annotation, molecular function: RNA binding. Lineage: Eukaryota; Fungi; Ascomycota; Sordariomycetes; Glomerellales; Glomerellaceae. The transcript has 6 exons.